Messenger RNA from Sarcophilus harrisii (Tasmanian devil), 3854 nucleotides. RefSeq names its product diacylglycerol kinase delta (gene DGKD). Gene Ontology annotation, molecular function: protein binding; ATP-dependent diacylglycerol kinase activity. Gene Ontology annotation, biological process: diacylglycerol metabolic process; lipid phosphorylation; intracellular signal transduction. Lineage: Eukaryota; Metazoa; Chordata; Mammalia; Dasyuromorphia; Dasyuridae. The record is from RefSeq and is a predicted model, not a curated record.
CAUGGACAGAGCCAGCCCUGGGAGAUGGCCCCAAGCAGAGCCAGGAAGCCCCAAACACCAGCUGCCGGGAUGGGGGGCAGCACGCCUCCCAGGGGCCCACCCACAGAGGGGUGCCAUUGGACGGGCUCCUCAACCUGCCCUCAGGCCUCGGGCCCCUCCCAGGCUUCACAUUGUCCCCCUAAGGAAGCCGGCUCUGGGGGUCAGCCCUUUUUCCAGAGCUCUGACACAUCACGGAGUCCACCUGGCAUGGACGAAGGGGAAUGGAUGAAGGGGUAGGGGUCGCCGGGCCUCCUUGGAGCCAAACCCUCCUUCCUGCUCUGAUGUCCUUUCUGGCUGAGCGAUGGGAGGGAGGGGUCUAUGGAUCCUUGGUAAUGGAGGGCUGUUCUUUCUGCUUCCAGACGAUCAUAAGAGAGGGGAUGCUGAUGAAGCAGACGAGUUCCUUCCAGCGCUGGAAGAGAAGGUACUUCAAACUUCGAGGACGUACGCUGUACUACGCAAAAACAGCCAAGUCGAUCAUCUUUGAUGAAGUGGACCUCAGUGAUGCCAGCGUGGCUGAAUCCAGCACCAAAAAUGUGAACAACAGCUUCACGGUGAUCACUCCGUGCCGCAAGCUCAUCCUGUGCGCCGACAACAGGAAGGAGAUGGAGGACUGGAUCGCCGCCCUGAAGACCGUGCAGAACCGAGAGCACUUUGAGUCCACCCAGUACAGCAUGGACCACUUCUCGGGCAUGCACAACUGGUCGCUUCUUCCCAGGGCCCCCUACUGCCGGUGCCGGGGGCGCGGGGGCCGUCCCCAGUGGCAAAGUUGCCCCAACGCUCCCGGGCCACCAACAACUGGUGGGCCCAACGCUUCUAUCGGGAAGGACAUCCGGGAGGACGAGGACGGGAUCUCCAUGCCCCACCAGUGGCUGGAAGGAAACCUCCCGGUGGCGGCACUGGCGAGAAGCGGCGGCAGGCGGGCCAGGACUGGGCGCCUCUGGUGCAAGGCCAUGGUCCACACGUCAUGCAAGGACUCGCUCCUGGCCAAGUGCCCCCUGGGCCUGUGCAAGGUGUCCGUCAUCCCCCCGACCGCCCUGAACAGCAUUGACUCGGGGUGGUUCUGGAAAGCCACGUGCCCCCCGUCCUGCACCAGCCCCCUGCUGGUCUUUGUCAACUCCAAGAGCGGAGACAACCAGGGCGUGAAGUUCCUGCGCAGAUUCAAGCAGCUGCUGAACCCGGCCCAGGUCUUCGACCUCAUGAACGGAGGACCCCACCUGGGACUGCGGUUAUUCCAGAAGUUCGACACUUUCCGGAUUCUGGUGUGCGGCGGGGACGGCAGCGUGGGAUGGGUCCUGUCUGAGAUCGACAGCCUCAACCUUCACAAGCAGUGCCAGCUGGGAGUGCUGCCCCUCGGCACCGGGAACGACCUGGCCCGCGUGCUGGGCUGGGGCUCCGCCUGCGACGACGACACGCAGCUCCCCCAGAUCCUGGAGAAGCUGGAGCGGGCCAGCACCAAGAUGCUGGACCGGUGGAGCAUCAUGGUGUAUGAGACCAAACUCCCCCGACAGGCAUCGUCCUCCACGGUGACAGAAGACUUCAGUGAGGACUCGGAGGUCCAGCAGAUCCUCUUCUACGAAGACUCAGUGGCCGCACACCUGUCCAAAAUCUUGACUUCGGACCAGCAUUCUGUGGUCAUCUCCUCCGCCAAGGUGCUCUGUGAGACCGUGAAGGACUUUGUGGCGCGGGUGGGGAAGGCCUACGAGAAAGCCCCCGAAAGUUCCGAGGAGUCUGAGGUCAUGGCCAGGAAGUGCUCUGUGCUCAAAGAGAAGCUGGACUCGCUCCUGAAGACGUUGAACGACGAGUCCCAGGCGUCCUCGUCGCUUCCCAACCCCCCUCCCACCAUCGCGGAGGAGAUGGAAGAUGGCGACGGCUCUGGCGGCGUCUGUGCCUCCAUCGCCUCAGCCUGCCCCACACGGCCCCAGAUCUUCCGGCCUCGGGAGCAGCUCAUGCUGAGAGCCAACAGCCUGAAGAAGGCGAUCCGCCAGAUCAUAGAACAUGCAGAAAAGGCUGUGGACGAGCAGAACGCCCAGACCCAGGAGCAGGAGGGGUUUCUGCUGGGGCUCCCCGCCGCCGAGGAAGGCAAGGGUCCCAAGGCAGAGGACAAGCCCUCCCCACAGACCCCUCCUGGCGGCAACGGCAGCAUGUCCCGAGGGAGGAGCCAGCGCAAAGGGCCCAAAUCCCCCUGUGAAAAGCUCAUAAGCAAAGGAAGUUUGUCCCUGGGCAGCUCGGCGUCUCUUCCUCCCCAGACGGGAAACCGCGACAGCUUGCCCAUGCUGAACACAAAGAUCCUGUACCCAAAUAUUCGCGCCGGGAUGUCCGGUUCCUUACCUGGAGGUUCGGUCAUCAGUCGUUUGCUCAUCAACGCGGAUCCCUUUAACACCGAACCGGAAAAUUUAGAGUGCUACACAGAGAAGUGCGUCAUGAACAACUACUUCGGGAUCGGGCUCGAUGCCAAGAUCUCCCUGGAUUUCAAUAACAAGCGCGACGAGCACCCGGAGAAGUGCAGGAGCCGAACCAAGAACAUGAUGUGGUACGGGGUCCUGGGGACAAAGGAAUUGCUGCAUCGGACCUACAGGAACUUGGAGCAGAAGGUCCUGCUGGAGUGUGACGGGCGUCCCAUCCCGCUGCCCAGCCUCCAGGGUAUCGCUGUCCUCAACAUCCCUAGCUACGCCGGGGGCACCAACUUCUGGGGAGGCACCAAGGAAGAUGAUACGUUCACAGCCCCCUCCUUCGACGACAAGGUGCUGGAGGUGGUGGCCGUCUUCGGCAGCAUGCAGAUGGCCGUCUCCCGCGUCAUCAAUCUGCAGCACCACCGCAUCGCCCAGUGUCGCACGGUGAAAAUCGCCAUCCUGGGCGAGGAGGGCGUCCCCGUGCAGGUGGAUGGAGAGGCCUGGAUCCAGCCCCCCGGCUACAUCCAGAUUAUCCACAAGAAUCGGGCGCAGACCCUGACCAGGGAUCGGGCCUUUGAGAGCACCCUGAAGUCCUGGGAAGACAAGCAGAAGUGUGAGCUCUCGCGCCCGCCCUCCUUCUCCCUGCACCCGGAGAUCAUGUCCGAAGAGGAGUCCACCCAGAUGCACCAGUUUGGCCAGGCGGCGGGGGCCCUCAUCCACAGCCUCCCUCAAAUCGCCGGGAAGUCCAAGGCCAGCGAGGUGAGUCCGUGGCCCGCCCACCACGCGGCAGCCCCCCCCCCCCCCCUUCCUGGGCCCUCACAGCGCUUUCCUCCUUCCCAGGGGCUGAACUGCACGUUUGUCCUGGAGAUGGUGAACAACAUCCGCGCCCUCCAUAACGAGACGGAGCUGCUGCUCGCUGGGAAGAUGGCCUUGCAGCUCGAGCCGCCCCACAAGGAGCAGCUCGGGGCGGCCCUGGCGGACAUGGACCUGCAGCUGAGGAGGCUGGCUGACAUUCCCUGGCUCUGGCAGCUCAUGGAGCCCAGUGAUGAUGAGGUACGACCCCCACCCCCCCUUCUCCAACGCGCAGGGCAAAUUCGCCGUAAAUUCAAAAAGGAGAAAAGCAGCAAGAACAAAGAGCUCCGCGCCGGCUCCGGCCUCCCUGCUCACCUCUGGGGCACGGAGGAGGUGGCCGCCUGGCUGGAGCACCUCAGCCUCUGUGGUUUAAGUUCUUCCCGCCCACGCUCGGGCCCUGAGCUGCUCAGCUCGGCGAGGGACCUCAAGGACCUCGGGGUGACCAAGGUGGGCCACAUGAAGAGGAUCCUCCACGGAAUCCGGGAGCUGAGCCGGAGCGCUCCCACCGCCGAGGCUUAGCCGGGGUCCUCGCCGCCUGCAUCCGCCCCUCCUCCGCCCGCUGAGCGUGGCGCC